AAAAACUUGGGAGAAAGACACUCCCAAACAAACCUCCUUCUUUGCCCAUCAGCUCCUUGUCCCCCGACGCCUCCUCCCAAAUCCGCCCGCGACACGAAUUUCUUCAGAUUCCUCUUCUCCAAAUCUUCUCCAUCUCCCUUCCAAACUUAGCUUCUCGGAUUUGAUCCCUUCUCUCGGUGCCUUUCAUUCCCUCGUUUUGUGUUCUGUUGGCUUCUUGGUGAGUUGGGACAUGGGAGUCGCCCAAGAACUCGAGUUCUUGACCCCUUGAUCCAAACUGCCCCAAUUCCGCGAAGUAGCGCCGAGAGGUCUGAUUUUGAGGUCUCUUACAGUGGUAUUGACUCCUCAAUCGGAGAACCCGCCGGGGGAAUUUGGUCCCCUGACCUAAAUAAGUCGGAAAUUUUAUCUCGCGAUGGAGCCGGAGGAGCAACAGAUGGUGCAGCCACCUGUGUCAGCGUCGGCCCCUGCCGCUGAGCUGAAGGUACCAUCGCAUCAGCCACCGCCGAAGCCAGCGGCCUCGACGCAGCCUGCGAUGCCCGUACCGAGGCCAUGGCCAGUGGCCUUCACGCCUAUGAAGCCUAUGGUCGAAGUGAAGAGUGGUACUCCACAAAAGAGAAAGAAGCAGUGUAAUUGCAAAAACUCGCAUUGUUUAAAGCUGUACUGCGAGUGUUUUGCAGCAGGCCUUUACUGUGAUGGCUGCAAUUGUAAACAAUGUGGAAACAGAGUUGAGAAUGAAAAGGCUAGGCAGGAGGCUAUUAACAAUACAAAGCAACGGAAUCCAAAGGCCUUUCAACCUAAGAUCGAAAAUGUUUCGAAUACUCUUAGUGUUCGGAAGGAUGCUGGAGUCCCUUCAUUUCCAAAACAUAAUAAAGGCUGUCACUGCAAGAAGUCAGGGUGUCUCAAGAAGUACUGUGAAUGCUUCCAAGCAAAUAUCCUUUGCUCCAAAAAUUGUAAAUGUAUGGAUUGCAAGAACUUUGAAGGAAGUGAGGAGCUACAGGCUAUAAUUCAAGGGUAUAACGCAUCUGAUCGAAAUAAUAUUCAGCAAGCAACUAAUGUCACUCUGAAUGGUCCCAUCGGAUCCUCCGGGCAUAAGUGUUCACCAGCGUGUAGAAGACAUCCAGACGAUCCCCUUGGUUCAGAGGCUAACCACGUGGAUGCUUCACAAGUUGCUUCUUCUACUGGACUUGAAGGCUGUAUUGGUAAUUAUCAUAGUAAAUCUAAAAUGUUCUAUAGGAAUUUUUGUAGGUCUCCGCUAGCACACACUAUCCAUCCUACGGAUGUUAAUGAUCUAGCCAAUCAUUUGGUGAUUGUAUGCAGAAAGGCAACGGAAGCAUUCCUGACAAUAGCUGAUCACAAAGUAGAGAUCGAUGUAGAGAGGACAAGUUGCACAAAGACGGACCUAAACAAUGAUAAGAUGAAGAAUCAGGAAGUUCAGAAAGCUGUUGUUAGACAACCAGACGAGGCGACCUAUAUUGAUCAUCGGAAUGUUGGUGAUCUUGAAUCCCCUUGCUCUAACUCCCAAGAGGAUUCUAGACCUGCCUCCCCAGGAACACAGGCACUGAUGUGUGACGAGCAGGGCACCGCAUUUGGAACAGAUUACAGAAGUUCAUUUCCGAUGGCAUUGCAUGAUCAGGACACUUCAGAGCUAAAUGGUGUGCAAGAGAAAACAGUUUUGACAGGGUUUCGGGACUACCUCCGGCUAGUUAUAACACGUGGAAAGAUAAAUGAAGGUAACAUAUUAUCGGAGUCUGCUAUGGAGCUGGAAGAUCAAAGACAUCAGAGUGUAAGCACCAAUUUACUUCCACUAAAAGCUGUGGAAAAACCAAAAUCUCCAGAUGACUCUGAAAACCCAAAAGCAAGUGAACCAUCUUCAUCAAAUUGUUGAUCAGAAAACCAUGUUUGACCGUUGAAGUAGAUCUACCCACGAUUGUAAUAACAAAGCCUAUUUCUUUUUAUGUGUAUAUAUGGAAUAGUCCUUGCUGCCAUUUCUGGCAACUGGACAUGUAGCAUCAGCAAUUCCUGAGGUGUAAAGUAAGCAACGAUUUUCCUGCUGAUUAUGUAAUUAAUUUACUCAAUAAAUAAUUAUUUUUACUUAGUCUUA
Molecule: messenger RNA, 2098 nt
Organism: Brachypodium distachyon (stiff brome)
Lineage: Eukaryota; Viridiplantae; Streptophyta; Magnoliopsida; Poales; Poaceae
Product: protein tesmin/TSO1-like CXC 5
Exons: 8
Coding region: 410-1882 (490 amino acids)
Biological process (GO): regulation of DNA-templated transcription
Cellular component (GO): nucleus
Source: RefSeq, a predicted model, not a curated record